Molecule: messenger RNA, 1894 nt
Organism: Camellia sinensis
Lineage: Eukaryota; Viridiplantae; Streptophyta; Magnoliopsida; Ericales; Theaceae
Source: RefSeq, a predicted model, not a curated record
AACUUCUACUCUGAAAUGGACUUUGAUGGAGAAGGACGCUUGCGGAACUUAUUUUGGGUAGAUGCAAGGAGUAGGGCAGCUUAUAACGCAUUUGGAGAUGUUGUCACAUUUGACACAACCUAUCUGACAAACAAAUAUGACAUGCCAUUUGCUCCGUUUGUAGGAGUUAAUCACCAUGGGCAGUCAAUUUUGUUUGGUUGUGGGCUAUUAUGUAAUGAGAACACCGAGACAUUUGUAUGGCUAUUCAGAGCUUGGUUAAGUUGCAUGUCAGACACUCCUCCGAAUGCUAUAAUAACUGACCAGUGCAAAGCUAUGCAAAAUGCCAUACAAGUUGUCUUCCCACAGGCUCGACAUCGUUGGUGUUUAUGGCAUAUAAUGAAGAAAAUUCCAGAAAAAUUGAGAGCCUAUUCGGAAUAUGAAUCCAUAAAGUUUGCUUUGCAAAAGGAAGUUUAUGAGUCUUUCACAAAAAAUGAAUUUGAUAAAGAAUGGCAAGCAAUGAUUGAAAAGUUUGGUCUACAUGAUAACGAUUGGUUGGGGGGAUUAUAUGAUGAGCGACAUAGGUGGAUUCCUGCCUAUGUGAAAGACAUGUUUUGGGCUGGUAUGUCAACCACACAACGAAGUGAGAGUAUGAAUCCAUUUUUUGAUGGAUAUGUCAACUCGAAAACUACUUUAAAGCAAUUUGUUGAGCAGUAUGACAAUGCCUUGAGAAGUAAGGUAGAGAAAAAGGCCAAAGCAGAUUUUAAAUCUCGAAACAAAUUGUAUGAUUGCCUAACGAUGUAUGCUUUUGAGAAGCAAUUUCGUGAAGCAUACACAAACGCAAAAUUUAAAGAGGUUCAAGCAGAAAUGAAACGAUUAUUGUAUUGUCGUGCGACUCUUGUGGAAGAAAAAGGAUCAAUUUGUACUUAUCAUGUGAAAGAGGCUAUUCCAGUUGGUGAGCAAAUGAAGAAAGUGGAAUUUGUUGUGUACUGUAAUUGCAUAGAAUGUGACAUCCAAUGUAUGUGUCGGUGGUUUGAAUUUAGGGGCAUUAUGUGUGCCCAUUCACUUAGUGUGCUCCUUGAGAUGUCCACAUAUGAGGUUCCGGAUAAAUAUAUUGUGCCGAGAUGGAGAAAAGAUUUGGAAAGAGGGUACACAUGCAUUCCUACCACAUACAGUACAUAUGGGGCUGUUUUGAAUGCAAAGGUGCAUGAUAACUACCACAAGGCAAUGGAUGAAAUUAUAGAAAUUGCUUCCAACGAUGAUGCUAAGCACAAAGUCAUUCAACUUGGGUUAAUAGAAAUCAAGGAUAGAGUGAGACAGGUUGAGGCCGGUUGUGCGAGUAAUUUGCCACCUUCUACUAGUAGUGUCCCACAUUCUACUAGUACUGUCCAACCUUCUAAUACUUCCCCCAAAACUCAGGCCGGUCGUAGUUCUACAAAUGCAAGCAUGACUCACAAGGUGCUUAGUCCUAUGGUUGCUCGCCGAAGAGGUCGUCCAUGUACAAAACGGAAAGUUAGCAAAGUGGAUGAAAUAGUAAAUCGGUUGAAGGGGAAGAAUAAAAGGGCAUCAAAAGUACAGGGUCGUAAGUUGAAUUUUGCUUCUAUGGAUGGAAUGCAAGCGAGUCCGUGUAUUGAUGGCACACAGGAGAGUAUGUACGUACCGGCACAAGGUAGCCCAAUGCAAAUGAUGGAUAAUAUUGGAAGCGGAUCUGUUAGUCAUUCACAAAUGGUCACCAAUAUAAGCAGUCAAAGUGGACCAAUUGGUUCAAAAUUUAUUGAGUUGAAUAUAGAUGUGGAUCCAAAUGCCCCUUUCUAUUUCUAGUUUUUUAGUAGUUAUUGUAAGACUUUGUUUUGUAAACUUUCAAUCAAGUCUCAUAUAGUUUAAAGUGAUUUUGGAUCCAAUCAAGUCUCAUAUGGAG